This is a messenger RNA of Phytophthora infestans T30-4, 1314 nucleotides long. Its product is annotated as Glycoside-Pentoside-Hexuronide (GPH):Cation Symporter Family. The transcript has a single exon. The record is from RefSeq and is a predicted model, not a curated record. Gene Ontology annotation, molecular function: sucrose:proton symporter activity. The coding region runs from base 1 to 1314 and encodes 437 amino acids. Gene Ontology annotation, cellular component: membrane. NCBI's taxonomy places the organism in Eukaryota, Oomycota, Peronosporomycetes, Peronosporales, Peronosporaceae.
AUGCCUCGUAUGGCAAUUCGAAUGGCGUGGGCGGCGCAAUGGGCGGCAUUAGGACCUUAUUUACAGACGAUGUUGCCUCGCUACGCUGUACAGUUGACACAGCUCAGCGGGCCACUCAGCGGGGUCGUAAUGGCGCCCAUUGUCGGAGUGUAUUCCGACCAAAGCACCUCGAGAUAUGGACGUCGUCGCCCGUACCUUGUUGUAUCGGCAGUUGGGAGUAUUAUCUGCUGGGUCCUUAUGGGCUACACACGAGAGUUGGGAGACGCGCUGGGUGAUGUCGGAUCUGGAAAACCUGGAGAAGUGACAGAUCGCAAAUGGACUGCUCUACUCACCGUGGUCUUCUACCUUGGGAUGGAGAUUGCUAUCCACAUCUCGCUCAUCCCAGCGCUACUGUUGAUAUCGGACUUUGCUGGUAGACGGCAGACCCUCGGGUCAGCAAUGGGCCACGGAUGGUCGACACUGGGCGCGAUUGUGGUGGCUGCAUACACGGAAUUCUUUGGAGCCGCGUACAACUCGAUGCACUGGUUCUUGGGAAUGCUGUCAGUCUUUAUGGCAGUUUGUGUUGGAGCGUCAUGCUACGUGGCCAAAGAGACCCCACUGGAUAAACAGACGAUGGACAAGCGAAGUUGCUGUAAGAAUGUGACCUUCGCCUUUGGCUCGAUCUACGGUGCAGUCAAGACGCUGCCAGGUGUGCUGGCGGUGUACUGCACUGUGAUUUUCCUGAAUCAGUACGCCUUCGCAGCCUACAACGGCAACAAAGGAAUGCUCUUCGGUCUCGAGGUCUUUAAUGGAGACGCGACCAACUCUGCGACAUGUGGCGACGAGUGCUCGGAGGAACAGCGGGACUAUAACCGAGGUGUUCGACUCGCUGGGGGCCUCGCUGAUAUGCUCUUUUGUAUCGUCGGAUACCUGUACUCGUGGGUUCUUCCUCCGCUGGUGCGUCGCUUUGGAGCUAAAAAGAUUGCAACACUUGCAACAAUUCCUCAGGUGUUGCUGAUGUUCAUGGCAUUCUGCGACGUUGUGGCACUGGAUGUGAUCAUUGUGGCUCUCACGUCCAUCACUAUCAGCACGUUCUUCGCACUGAUAGUGCCGAUCAUUGUUCACAUAUUUGGUCACACCGCCGACAUUGGUGUAUAUGUAGGUGUUGUAGGCUCCGCUAUAUCAUCCGGGCAGUUGCUAAACUUCAUUGUCGGCUCGGUACUAGUGGAAACCUCGAUGGGCUAUCGAUUACCGAUUUUUGUGGGCGGCGCUGUCAGUUUGCUGGCGUUCCUCGUCUGUGUCAUCUUCUUUAGAAUUAAAAUGUUCUCCCUAUAA